Molecule: messenger RNA, 633 nt
Organism: Boleophthalmus pectinirostris (great blue-spotted mudskipper)
Lineage: Eukaryota; Metazoa; Chordata; Actinopteri; Gobiiformes; Gobiidae
Product: perlucin-like
Exons: 5
Coding region: 101-391 (96 amino acids)
Source: RefSeq, a predicted model, not a curated record
UUCAACAACUGAUGAUUCUUGGUACAUAUUCGAAGGGAAUGCUUAUUUUUUUGAAAAAGAUCAAAAGAGUUGGUCUAAUGCUCAGAGCCAUUGUCUAGGAAUGAGAGCACAUCUUGUGGUCUUCAACAAUAAGGCAGAGGAGCAAUAUGUGGCUCGUAUAACCAAUGGAUUGAACAUCUGGAUUGGCCUGUCUGCUGCCCAGCAGUACGGCUCCUGGUUUUGGGUCAACAGUGACGCUUUGGGAUACACAAACUGGUGUCCUAGAAAACCUUCCCCCAAAAGUCAAAAGAAAUCAUGUGCUGCGAAACAAGCAAAAUGCUGGACUGAUCGUGUCUGUGCCAUGCGUCUGCCCUUCGUCUGUGAGAGAGAAGAAUCUGAUACAUCAAACUGAGAUCAAUUCUACCAACAGCUCCCAUGUGCUCAGUGUGAACAUGGGACAUCACAGUGUCCAAAAGAUGAAAUCAGAUCUUCUUUUGUCAUCAGUUUUCAUGAGUAGUUGUAGAUGAAGCCAAACUUCAUGGAUGACUUUACAUUUGAUUAAAAAGCAUUGCAACUAGAGGCCUAUGCUCUUUUUAGUGUGUGUGCAUUAUUAUUACUAUUUUAUCAUCACAAUAUCAAUAUCAAUUUGCAAUG